UGCAGCAGGAACUGGUCGCACAAUAACUGUGACGUUCGCGACUGUUCCUACAUUUUCCAAAGCACUCAAAUGCAGCGUGUACGUAACCAACCAAUGACGACGGAGGAAUGAGUGCGUGGUAUUGUAACGUUCUAGCGACAAAAGUUAGCUUCGUAUAACUUACAUCACAGACAACGAGAGCAGAAAAAGCCCCUUUAAGGACUGUCUUAUGGAUCCUGCUCAGCAGGCCAACAAGGCCAAGCGGAAUCGAGGGAUGAGGCGCAGCCAGAAUCAGUCGGUGACUCCUCCUCCAAAAGACGCCUACGCCAGGCUGCUGAGCCAGCACCGCAGCAGUAUGUUCGCUUCCUAUCUAGCACAGUACGCACAGGACUCGUUAACCCAAAAAGAGGCAAACGACUCCAGCGCGUCGCUCCAAGGCCACAGCGACAGGCUUAACUUGCCACAACAAAAAAAGGACCAUGUGCUGAUCGAGUUCCCCGACUCAAGCGACUUCUCUCUGUCCUCCUCAAAAAACAAAGGGGAAGAGAGUUCACUGUCCUUGUAUAUGGAGAAGUUAAGCAGUCAUUGUGACCAGCAGGACUGCGAAAGGAAGCCAGGUGUGAAUGAGAGACAACGACGGGACCAGAGGAGGGACACCACCACCAGCCAGGACGGAGACAUCGAGUCCGGCGAGGAGCUUGCCUGUUCGCGAAGCAACGGCCCAAAGAAACAUCAGAAACAGCAAAAGAAAACGGAUGGUCCAAACAAAAACGCUGCCCCCAAAGCAGCCGAGGUGUAUGCUGGGCCUCAGACCCCAACAAUGAACGCUGGUGCAAGCGAGCAGGAGCAGGAGAAAGGGAGGAAGUCAAAGAAAAAAACCCAACCGAAGAAACCAGAGGAGGAGAAAAACAGGGAGGCGGUUUUAAAAUUAUCCGCUGAUCCUCAAACACAGAGUCCUAAACCAAAACAGGGAGUAAAUUCUCUUGGCGCAAAGGGUAAGAACAAAGGAGACGGGAGAUCGAAGAAGCAGGUGUUUGAGUCCUACAUGAGCUUGGAGGAGGUUUCCCAUGGCCUGAAAAGAGGAGAGCUUUACCAGGGACAAUUAAGAAUCAAUCCCAAGAAUUACAAUGAAGCCUUUUUUCCGUCUCCUGACGACACGCGUGACAUAUUCCUGGACGGAGUCGUUGCCCGCAACAGGGCGCUUAACGGAGACAUAGUGGUGAUUCAGAUUCUCCCUCGGGAACAGUGGAAGGUGGUGAAGUCUGAUACCGACUGCGACAGCACCAGUGAGUCGGACACACAGACGGAGCAUGUGCUGCGAACGGCCCAGAAGAGCGCAGGGCACGGCCCGAGUCCUAAUGUCAGAGCGGAGGACCAGUCCAGCGACCCGGAGGAACUGCUUAGGAAACGUCCUGAUGUCUCUUGCGCUGACACAGGGGAACAUCUGGAAGAUCCUUCAGCAUCCCGAGCCAACGCUGACAUCCUCCAAAAGACAGCGAAAGUGGUUUACAUCGUUGAGAGAAAACACUCCCGAGCCGUCACAGGUCACCUGAAGUUCCUACCAGACAAGCCCUUCGCCAUGUUCUCUCCCGUAGACCACCGGGUGCCACGAAUAAACGUCAAACUCGACGACUGUCCCGCGGAGUUCAGAACCAACCCGGGCGACUUCGCCAAGACCCUGUUGAUCUGCCAGAUCACCGACUGGGCAGCCGACAGCAACUUUGCCGAAGGCCGACUCGCUAAGACCCUGGGCCAAGCAGGAGAGAUUGAGCCGGAGACGGAAGGAAUCAUGAUCGAGUACAACGUGGAUUUUUCAGAGUUCCCACAAGAGGUGUUGGACUGUCUUCCUAGGACGCUCCCGUGGACCAUCCCACCCGAGGAGAUUGAAAAGAGGAGGGAUCUCCGGAAGGAGUGUGUCUUUACGAUCGAUCCUGCCACUGCCAGAGACCUGGACGACGCCCUGUCUUGUAAACAACUCCCAGACGGCAACUUUGAGGUCGGAGUUCACAUCGCUGACGUCAGCUAUUUUGUGAAGGAAGGCACCUCGCUUGACAACAUGGCCUCCCAAAGAGCCACCAGCGUUUAUCUCGUUCAGAUGGUGGUGCCCAUGCUGCCCAGGCUGCUGUGUGAGGAGCUGUGCAGCCUGAAUCCUCUCACCGACAGACUCACCUUCUCCGUCAUCUGGAAGCUCACACCUGAGGGAAAGAUCCUGGACGAGUGGUUCGGCCGCUCGGUCGUGCACUCCUGCGUGAAGCUGAGCUACGACGACGCUCAGCGAUUGAUCGAGGCUCCCGAGAGGUUAUUCCCUCCGGACGAGCUUCCGCCCAUCGACGCCGAGCACACCGUCGACGAGAUCCACCAAGCCGUGCUCCACCUGCACUCCAUUGCCAAGAACCUUCGAGCUCAACGCUUUCUAGGGGGCGCUCUUAGACUGGACCAGCCGAAACUUUCUUUCACACUUGACAAAGAGACCAUGACGCCCCAAGGUUGUUACAUUUACGAAUACAGAGACUGCAACAAGCUGGUGGAGGAGUUCAUGCUGCUGGCUAACAUGGCCACAGCGACCCACAUUUACAGGGCGUUCCCUACGCUGGCGCUGCUGCGGCGCCACCCGCCACCCAAAGCCAAGCUGGUGAAGGAGCUGGAGGUUCUGUGCAACCAGCUGGGCCUGAACAUGGACUUCACCUCUGCAGGAACCAUACACAAGAGCCUCUGUGCCAUUUAUGGAGAUGACGAGUACUCGGUUUACAGGAGACAAGUCCUUAAUAACAUGUGCUCCAGACCCAUGCAGCUGGCCUUGUACUUCUGUACCGGUACGAGGCUGCAGAGGGAACAUUUUCAGCACUACGCUCUCAACGUUCCCCUCUACACACACUUCACAUCGCCCAUCAGGCGCUACCCUGACAUCAUCGUGCACCGGCUGCUGGCGGCGUCUCUGAACCUCGGGCCUCCUUUGGGCCUGUCGACAGAGGAAGUCCAAAUAAGGGCGUUGCACUGCAAUGAUAAGAAGACUUUGUCCAAGAAAGUGCAGGAGCUCAGCUCUGAGCUUUACUUCGGAGUGUUUGUGAAGGAGUGUGGCCCACUGGAGUCCAAAGCCAUGGUGAUGGGUGUGCUGGAUAAGUCCUUUGACGUUCUGGUUAUCCAAUACGGAGUCCAGAAACGCAUCUACUGCAAGUCCAUCGUGGGCCUGGACUCGUACCGCUACCGGAAGGCGGAGAAGGUCCCGCAGCUGGUGCUGGUCUGGACGAAUGACGAUGAAGAAGGUUCCCCUGUAGAGCAGGUCAUUUCCAUCUUCUCUGUGGUGGACGUGCAGCUCAAGGCGGACGACGUGCCUCUGAAAUACAGCGCGCUGCUCAGGAGGCCUGAAAACAUUGCUUCAUAAAACAACACCUUGCAGAAAAUUGAGACUUGUACAUUUUUGUUUUGCAGUGUGAUUGUGAAGCUUAGAUGUGGUACUGCGUUGUAGCCGCCGUCCUAUCAGAGUCAAACCUCAGCUCAGUUCCUGUGAAAGGAAAAGGUUUCUUGAAGGUUUAGUUUUUAGUCUUUUUAACUGACCUCACUCAGCAGCUGCCCACUCUCCAAGGUCGCAGGCUCCUAGAAAACGUUUCCACCAUCAUAUAGCAGAAAUAUUUCAAUGUUUCCCAGCUCUCUUUACAUUGCACAAACGGCAUUUAUGUUAUUUAUUUCACUAGAUCAUUUUUAAAAGAUUCAGAGUCUGUCAGUUAGUUCUCUGGAAAACGGGCAGCUGCAGUGUGAAUCUUACUACAAGGUGUUAAGUGUUUCUGUGUACAUGGAAGAUUCAGACAUUUUUCUGGAACUUUCUGAAUAUGGCAGAAAUGAUCUCUUAUUAUUUUGUUUUGACCAGAUUGGGUCAGUUUCGACGUACUAUGAUUUUUAGUUCAGUUUCAUUUAUGAAACCAGAUUUUGAAACCUUGUUUCAGUUUGACGUUGGUGACAUUUUUCUAUAAAGAAGGGAGGAAAAGGGCCUUUGUGUUGGACUCACCCACACAAGAACCCGUGUUGUAUUACACUCUACCAGCGUUUGCCCUCGGCUUAUUUUCUGUGACUCGGACGAAUUUUGACCAGCAUGACUCAGAUAGCGAAACGACAGCAAACUUGUGUCAUAUUAUUUGCUCAUUCAUCUAGACGUCGACAUUGACGUGCGGUUCCGAUCAGAAGUUUUUGGAUACACGAGCUCGUUUGAUACGAUGUACAAAUUAAAUUCCUUUUUUUUUUUUUUCUUUUUGACAGAAGUUAUUAUUUCCUUCAAAAUACAAAUUUACACAUACUGGAUCAGAUGUAUUCAUACACACCCUUCAGUAUUUGCUUUAAAACCCUUUUGGACUUUGUAGAAAAGCUAUCAGGUGCAAGUCUGGGUGGAUAUUUUUCCACUCUUACCAGAUUUGUUUAAAAUAGUUGGUUUCCUGGCGCAGACAUAGCUUUUGCCCCUUUUGCAAGUGUUUCUGGUCUAGUUUCUAGUGCUGAUAUCUUAUUACACUUAAAAUAAGACAAAACUCACUUGCAAGCAACUUUUCAUCAAGAAAUGGGAGCUUGUUUUAAGUCAAUAAUUCCUUAAUACUGUUGAAAACAUUUCUUUCACUGGCAGAUUGUUUCACCUAUAAAAUGGGGAAAAGAAAUAUCUUGUUAUAAGUCAAAUAAUCUGUCAAUGAAACUAGAACUUUUCAUCAAUAUUAAGGAAUUGUUUACUUGGGUCAAGCUCCUGUUUCUUGCUGAAAAGUCACAUGUAAGUGGGUUUUGUCUUAUUUCAAUAAUGCUACGAUAUUUUCACUAGAAACUAGACCAAGCAAUACUUGGUUUAUGAGCAGUGUGGAUGCUAAAAUAUUGAAAAACGAGAGUUUGCAGUCAACUUUGACCUCUGCAGUUCCUGGGUUGCUCCUGAACAUUGUGACCUAUUUUUCCGUCACCUGAAUCUGGUCCUUCAAGACAAAGAUCAGGCUGUAAAAAUUCCCCCCCCGACUGCAACUCUUCUCUUUUUUUCUUCCUUUUUUUUGAGUAACAUGUGCUGUUACUAUGGAGUUAUAGUGCUAUUUCUGAUGAGUGGAUUACUUUAAGACGGGGGUGUCCAAAGUGUGGCCCAUGUGCCACUUGUGGCCCUUGGACUGAUUUUGUGCGUCCCCCAACUGUAGUUCAAAAAUUAUACAAAUUUGGCCGGUAGAUGCAGACGGAGACUUUUAAUUUGUAAUCAGGGUAAAAAUUGUUACCAACAUAAUUUUCUUACAUAGGAAAAUGUAACAUAUAACACAAAGUAUUUGUCUUCUUAUGACUAAGUUUUAACAAAAGAUGAAACCAAGUUGUUAUUUUACUGGAAAGCCAACUUCACUUCACCACAAACCAGCUUUUACUUUGUUUUGCACUUGGCUACAUGUAGCAAGCAUUUUUGAAAGAAAUCGGCCCCAAUUCUGUUCUAAUUCUUGAAAAUAAAUUUAUUUGAUCAAGCCCAAUAGAAAUGGAAAAACUAUACGUCUUUCUUUUAGUACAGCAAACUUGCACAAUUAAAGUAGUAGUAAGUAAUAAAUGUAUGCCAAAGAGCAGAAAUUUUGAGAAUAAUCUCUACAAAAAUCUUGGAUUUCAAAUGUCAAAAGAAAUUUUUUUGGCAUUUGAAAUCUAAGAUUUUCUUUUGAAAUGUUUUCUAGAAUGGUGGAAAUCGACUCCUUUUUUUUUCUACCCUAAUACACCGUCGUCAUAAAAAUUGCUUUCACGUUUUGAAUCUAUUAUGAAGUUUGGGCUUUUUUUUUUUAUUUGCCUGAUUUUAGUUUGGGGUUUUUGUUCGUUUUGUUUUUUAUCUGAGACUACUUUUUAAUCUACAAUGUUGACCCACUUGGCAAAUAGUUUGGACGCCCCACCCAGAAUUAUGCCACAAGCUACAGGUUCUCUGCAGUGUGCCAUGGGUUAUUUAUCCUUAUCUUAGUGGGAGUGGGCUUUAAAUCAACCGUAUAAAUAGUUCUCUAAAUUCUCACUCGUUCACUCAGUUGUUGUCUGCAGAAGAAUUGAAGUUGGAUGUUGUACUAUGAAUUCAACACAAGUAGAAAGUUUCAGAUAAACUGAAGUGAAUGUGGAAAUCCUUUUAGCUUUCUGUUUACAUUUUAUGCAUUAUUGUUCUGAAGAAAAGAGGAGCUUCCUGUUUAGAAGCUCACAGGACUUUUAUGUCAAUUACUAAAAAAUAAAUAAAUAAAGUAAAAUAGGAUCUGACGUGUUGUUGCCGUCUAAACAAAACUUUAUGCUCUCGUGGUUCAGCGUGCCAGUCAAGCCAAAGCUGAAACUCCUUGGAAUGACUUGAAUGUGAAAGCUGCUAAAACGUGGGUGGCCUUUGAGGCCUUGAGGAAUUUCUUCGUUGCAAACGUGCUUCCAACUGCGACUGCUUUCUUCUCUUUUUGCUCUAACGGAUUUACAGAUUUGGUUUCUGCAGCAGCAAUGCACUUGUCCUUAAUCAAACAUUAAUUUGAGUCUUAAACAAAUGAUUAAAUCAGGAGAGACUGGGCACCACAGACUACUGAUUUUGCCUCUUUUUUUUUUUUUUCUCAAAGAACUACUGGAUGAUUUUGAAUUGUUGUUCAGUGACUGUAGAAAAUUGUGAUUUAGUCACGAGAAAAUCCAAACGCGGAUUUUUGUAAACCUUUUGAAAACGUUCUCUUAUCAAUUAUAACCUAGAUGUUCAGCAUUUAAUGUUCACUCUGUCUCCCAAAGGAUUGUAUUCAAAUGUCUUUUUGUUUGUGGCUUCAGAACAAUACACUUAUUAACCCAAA
Molecule: messenger RNA, 6743 nt
Organism: Gambusia affinis (western mosquitofish)
Lineage: Eukaryota; Metazoa; Chordata; Actinopteri; Cyprinodontiformes; Poeciliidae
Gene: dis3l2
Product: DIS3 like 3'-5' exoribonuclease 2
Exons: 21
Coding region: 209-3361 (1050 amino acids)
Biological process (GO): miRNA catabolic process
Cellular component (GO): exosome (RNase complex); P-body
Molecular function (GO): 3'-5'-RNA exonuclease activity; RNA binding
Source: RefSeq, a predicted model, not a curated record